This is a messenger RNA of Dermacentor andersoni, 2401 nucleotides long. RefSeq names its product neprilysin-1-like. The record is from RefSeq and is a predicted model, not a curated record. NCBI's taxonomy places the organism in Eukaryota, Metazoa, Arthropoda, Arachnida, Ixodida, Ixodidae. Gene Ontology annotation, molecular function: metalloendopeptidase activity. Gene Ontology annotation, cellular component: plasma membrane. Gene Ontology annotation, biological process: protein processing.
GGCAUUCGGGCUCGGGUGGCCCUGGCAUUUGCUGUCACCGACGUCUGCAACUGACGAUGGAGAAAGCGAGCAAAGCCCUUCACAGUCGAAAACUAUCCGUGCGUCCCUUGAAGCCGAAAUCCACAUUUGAAAGCGAGGUGAACAGACAAAGUAUGAAAAUGCACCACGGGAGCACUACGACUGGGGUCGAUCAUGACUGGCAGCUGGUCCAGGUAGAACCGAAGCGCAGUACAGUGCGGCUGUUGAUAGCAGCCGCCGUGUUAGUGGCCGUGGUGGUGACCUGUGUCUGCGUCUACUUGCUGGUCUUCAGAAAGCCCCAGAUACCACGCGUACAGUGCAAGUCAAAGCCCUGCCUCGAUCACGCCGAGAGACUUCUCGCGUCGAUAGACACCAGCGUGGAUCCCUGCCACGACUUUUACGCAUUCACCUGUGGCCUUUGGCAGAGCUCUUCUCCCCAGAAAUCAGUUCAAGACGUCAUGAACGAAAAGGCAACACAAGACGAGCUCAAGGAGAUAAGCACUGAUCUAUGGAAUGUUGGGAGACCCAGCCGUCUCUACAACAAAUGUUUGAAUCCAGAGCCAAGCGACAUCGCAGCCAACAUUGUUGCGCUCGAAGAGAUCAUGGCAAACUUGUUUCUGACUUGGCCUAUGGAAAACCCUCAGCCUACGGACGCGCAUCCUUUGGACGUGAUGGUUGAACUGGCCUUUAAGUGGGACAUUAACUUUAUAUUCAGUAUGGAAGCCGCACGCACGAGUGCUAUCGGCAACAUCUUGGUUUUUCGGAGGAUUUACAGUAGCGCCGCUUGGGUUGAUCGCUUCGAGAAGUCCAUGAGCGCUGAGCAGUACGAGGACAUUGUCAAGGCGCACUUGAAUUACCUCGGUGCUAAUAUGACAAAUGCAAAUUGCACACUCCUACAGCUGUUAGAAAAUUCGUUCAUCGAAGCUAGACUCCAUAAAGCACACACAGUGUCAAAGUGGUUCAUUAUGGACAAGAUUGAUCUCGAGACACAGUCAUUCAAACCGGGAAUUUGGUUACAAUAUCUCCAACUUCACUCUGAAGACAUGGGCUUCAAGUGGUCUGCCCCUGACUCGGUACUACUAGAAGACGCUGAUAUACUAUCAGAUGUUGAGAAAUUGUUUAAGAAGCACACUCACGUGGAGCUUCUGACUGGCAUUGCCUGGAUGUUCAUACAGUCUCACCUGUGGGCAGUCGUUGGGAAACCGCAACUGAUGUUCGAAAGUGACGUAGAAAAGAAGUGUCAGUACGCCUGUCUGGAAUACGUAAACUUACGCUUGGGGAUUCUCUUAUCUGCCGAGCAUUUAAAUCAGCGCUACCCGACGAAAGAAGCCCGGCUCGCGAUAUCGAGCUUCCUGCUCGGCAUUAAGAGCGAGUUCAUAACGCUGAUGAGAAACAGCUCGUGGAUAGACGUGCAGAGCAGGCAAACAGCCGAACAAAAGAUAACCUCGAUGAAUCUGAAUUUAUUACCAGCUGAGCAAUUUUUUGUUCCUGCGAAGCGCCUUCUUCUUUACCAACGCUUCCCGUUCAUGAAUGAUUCGGGUUUCUUUGGGAGCUGGCUGCAGGCUUCUCGGAUUUACCAGAAACUUCACAUCCAUGAGCACUUCCGCGAUGUGUACAGAAAGAGGCGCACUUUUCUUUACGAACCGUAUUCCUACUCUUACUUGCUGAAUGAUAUCAGUGCAGGCACUGUUGCGCUCGAACCUCCGAUGUUCUACGAAGGAGGGCCUUACAUGAUCAACUACGCUGGUGCGGCAACUCGUGUUGCGCGAGAAAUCGCGAAAAGCUUCGACCCGCAGGGUGUUCAUGUGGACAACCAUGGUGAUACUGUCACUUGGUGGGGCACGCAGCACUCGGCCGAAUACCGCAGUCGUGCCACCUGCGACUUAGGCGAAGGAGCGCCCGCGACGAUGGGUGUCUUUCCGACGAUACCCGCAAUCGAAGCAUCUCACGCGGCGUAUAAGAGGGUGCUCUCAAACCUGUGGGCCCUAAGAGGCAAGCGCACAGACCUCAGGAUUCCGGGACUGGAGAGAUACAAUGACGACAUGGUGUUCUUCCUAACUUACUGCUACGCAUUGUGCUCCAAAAAAGGUGACCCGAUGGGAAAAGCAGAGUGCAAUGUACCACUCAGGCACUUCGAUCACUUCGGCAAAGCCUUCCACUGUUCUCAAGGCUCACCAAUGAGAGCCGCGGAAAAAUGCACUUUCUUUUCUUCGUGAUUUCCCUCGAUACUUAUUUUAUUCGGUUGAUAUCUGCACAUUUUUAUGCAUACUAACAAAUACUAUUUCAUGACCAUUGGUGAAACACAGAUACCGUUCACCAUUGCAGAGACGUGCAAUUUUCUUUACGCUAGAAUUUUUUUGUUAAUAAAAACAUUCUGCGGUGU